UAGAAGAGAGAGAGCGCGCUAGCGAGAGACAGAAAUAGAAAAAGAACUGGUUCAAUUUAUAUAUGGAGACCGUCGAGGUUAAUUUAAUUGCUACAGACAAGUGAUUUGAUCAAGGUGUACCAUUUUUGUACAACUUUGACUCUAUUUUACAAUCGUGACUCACCCAAAUUUACAUACUCGAUAAAAAAAAAGGAAAUGCUUAGAACGAAGCUGUCAAAAGCCUGGAAAAUGCAUGGAACGACGUGGGACACCCCUCGGGAAUGGGAUUGGGAGCAAGAUUAUUGGUACUCGAAAGAUUGGAUUGAAGAGAUGUUUCGAGCGAAGCGAAUAAAUUCACCAAAUGGGGAAAAAAAGUAAGAGUGAACGAUGCUCAAUGUGAAGAUUGUAUGCGACGAUUUGAUCUCUGGAAAUCAACGCAUUUCCCACGUUCACAUCUGGCCUCUCUCGGCACAUUGUUGGGCAAUUGAAAAUUUCACACGUUCAAAUAGGUCCAGUCGAGCAUGAGAGAAAAGCUUGAAUUUUCGAGUGACGAAAAUGGAGAGUACGAAAUACUUGAGAAAGAAGAGGAGUGGGUAGAUUUGACGCUCGCGCUCCAGUGUUGGGAACAUUUUUAAUGAGGAUAGUUGAGAACGAGGGAACAAACCAGGCCACGAGUUCUCCCACGACUGACUCAAUUUCACGACAACCCGGGACGGACUUGCUGGUCGUGCGCGCGCUACGCGUUCCAUGGACCAUCGCGGCUCAACAGGAGCUACACUUUGCGAGUUUUUCUUUUCACCCCCGCAACGGGAGCCACGCGCUCCUCAAACGACUCAUAUUUCAUAAAUUAUCGAGAUACUCGUGCGAAAGCGAAAUGGUAUGUACGCUAGCAGGAAAAUUCUUCCUUUAAGAAUUCAUUGUUCCAUCGUUUUGUUCGCAAAACGACGACUAAUUCGAUUUUUUUUUUUAUCAUUCCCGCGUGUUGGAAAUGAACGGUGGAUUAUCGAUAAAUUUUACUCGCAUCUCGUUCUUUCGCAGUAACUUUCGCCACGCACGAGUGGUCCUCUCAUUCUGCACGAUAAAAGCUUUGUUUUGUUCUCUUCUGCUCCAGACCAUGAUUCGAUUAUACUCGAAUUUUCUAACUUAAAAAUAUCGCAUAUCGAACGAACGCUCCGGAAAAACGUUUUACUUUUUCAAAAUCAACCGCUACCUCUCUAACGCUCGUGUAAGGCCUCGGUCGGUAAGACCUCGUAUAGUCUUCAAUAUUCAUCAAUAUAUAUCUUUGAUAAUCCUUGUUUAAGAUUUACAAUUAUUUCCCAUCUGUCAAUAAAACAGUUGAAUAUCGACAUGUCUUAGGCGAUAAUAAAAUUGACUAAAAUAAACUAUGUUUAUCCAUGUACCCGUUGAACGUCAGAUUUCAAAGUCGCGCGCUACUUGACUGGAGAUAAAAUGGUGAUCUACACGUAUCUUCCAACCGACUGUCAUCAACGGCGAGUGCGAAGAUAAUCACAGAAAUGAGAGCACACAUUUUUUGCUCCUCAUAUUUCGUACAAUUCGACGAUAAACGGCAUAAAUUAUUUACUUGCUCAAAAAAUGUCAUCUACAACAAUAUAUCAGCUAUCCAUUUGGUUAUGACACGUGUCUCAUUACGGGCGAUAGCUCGCCGAGGCCAACAUUUGUUAUACUCAAAUGUGUAGUAGAGCACAUAAGUUACUAUGAGAGCUAACUGAUAUGAAUUACGAGUUUUUAGCUUGAUUAACCGAGUCAUUUCUCAGGUAAAUCGAGUUCAUGUCAAUUUCAUCGAUUCACAGUGCGAUAACGUUUCGCUAUAUGUUUAUUGAUAACUACUAAACACACAAAAUAUCUAUCUUUUCGAAUUUCAAUAAAUUUAAAAAAUUUUCGAGAUCCUUUAUUAGAUCGCAAUCUUCGCGUCGAUCCUCAUUCGGUUUUUCGAACCUUCCCGGCACCGUCCCUCUUUCAACGUAAAAAUUUUUCCCAGUUAUAUCGAUCAACAAUCAGCAUGCACCGCCUGCAGGCUAUUAAAAUUCUCUGCUGGACCAUUGUGUAUACUUUUCUCUAUUAUGGAAAGGUGACUACGGCUCAUGAUGCUGUUUUGCAUCACUUGCAAAUGGAUCCCGAAACCGAGUACCAGUUCCUGGGAGAAGAGUUUGUCCGGCAAUUUCGUAAGAGAGAUCUUGACAAUGCAACAUCGGUAAGAAUUCAAGCUUUGGGCAUAAACGUUGAUCUCCUACUGGAACCCGGAGAUUCGGUAUUAGCGACGUCCGAAACACCCGUCUAUUUCCUAAUCCCGAAUGCGAACAAAACCGGUGGAGUCGAAUACGUUUUGUACGAAGAUGCGAUGAAAAAGGUUGGGAUGCUUUUGAAGGAUCCCGAGCAUUUGGCUUCACUGGUAGUCAGCAGAGAUGAAAAUAAUCAAACGAUAAUUAACGGUCAAAUCACACCGAAAAACGACGGGGAUGCAACCCUGGUAAUCAGAUCUCUGCCCGAUCACAUUGUUGAGGAACAUUCAAGAAAACGUCGUUCGGCCGACGACUCGGCUACGCUUGACUAUCGUUCUAAGAUGUCUUACUAUGGAAAUCACAUUAUCGCCUCGUUGAAAAAACUCGAAAAGUUAAAAGAGCCGCACGGGCGGGAGCGUAAUGCAAGAGAUACGCCAAGGAUCGAGCCCGAAUCGGAAAUACGCGAGAACACAGAUGCUGGUGGCGAUACUCCGCUAGUCCCUUAUACCGGUACUAUUUAUCCAAAACUGUUGAUAACACUCGAUUCGUCAUCAUACGGUAAUCGAACGGAAAAUGAAUUGGUACGUAUACUCGAAUAUCUUUUGGCCUUUUGGAACGGCGUUGAUAUGUACUACCGUAAACUCGAAACUCCGAAAGUCAGACUCCAUAUUAGCGCCUUUGUUAUUGCAACGGAAAGGUCAUCAACCCCAUAUGUCGGCUGGUUCAAUCCAGGCGUAGUAAUAAACCACAUCGUUACAAAUUUAUUGGGAGCAAAAUUCUUUUACUCUGUGAAAGAUCAAAUACCUUUGAGUAUGUACGAUAUUUCCAUCACAAUGACAAAGUACAAAAUGCUAGGAACAACGUUAGGCGCAUCGGUGUAUUCCGGAGCUUGUCAAACUUCGGAUGUACUCCGCGUGAAAAGAGGUGUCGCCGUUGUACGCGAUCACGGUGUGUACGAAGGCAUUUUAACGGCCGCCCAUGAAAUCGGACACGUAUUAGGCUUGGAUGACGAUAAUGAUCAAUCGGAUGUGGCCUGCAAUAAAAAAUACGGUUUCGUGAUGGCAGAACGUACGGAACCCACCGUCAACUCGACGUCCUUUUCAAACUGCUCGAUAACGCGAUUCAAUGAAAUCAUUAGAAGUGGAAAUCUCAGUUGUAUGUAUAAGCGACCCGUAACGACGAUGCGACAUAGCGAUUUGCCAAGAUUAUUACCCGGAAAAAUGGCAGACUUGCACGAACAGUGCGAGUCUUAUGGCCCGGUUGGACCUUGUCCAUCGCCAACGGAUGACAUUUGCACCGUACUUCGGUGUACAAAAUCGAAUCUACUCGAUGCGUCGAAGCCUCCAACAUAUUGUGUGAAACUUAAUCAUGGGGCAGCGCCAGGAACUCCUUGCAUCAACAGAGAUGAUCAAAAACCUGGAAUUUGUCUUCAAAGUCGUUGCGUCAGUUUGUAACAAUAACGAAAAGACGUCGGUUUUUCGUGGUUUUCAUCGCUCGCACGCGAUUGCACACGGAUUGGAGAACUUUCGAUCGCUAGAGGACAAUGAUCGCACCACUUUUCAUUCUCUACCCUCAAAAUUCAAAGUCGUCAAACCUGAUUGAAUAUUAAACAGUGCUCUUCGUAUAUGUUACUGGGCUUGAUGAUAAUUCAUGGCGUAUGCAACGAGCAUGCGCAUAUGAUUUGUGAUAACAACGGCAGGUUAACUAUAUAAGUAUUUAUGAUAUUGUAAUUAAAGUAUUUUAUCAUUCAACAGAACGAAUAGAAAAAGGUUUUUCAAUAAACACUUUUUGGUCUUUCAACA
This is a messenger RNA of Venturia canescens, 4021 nucleotides long. Its product is annotated as A disintegrin and metalloproteinase with thrombospondin motifs 1-like. The transcript has 19 exons. Gene Ontology annotation, biological process: proteolysis. NCBI's taxonomy places the organism in Eukaryota, Metazoa, Arthropoda, Insecta, Hymenoptera, Ichneumonidae. The coding region runs from base 2000 to 3673 and encodes 557 amino acids. The record is from RefSeq and is a predicted model, not a curated record. Gene Ontology annotation, molecular function: metalloendopeptidase activity.